AUGGAGGAACCGACCACUAGUGAGCUGAAACUCUCAGAUAAUGUAAUGAAUGAGAUAAGCGAUAUGUGCAUCACAGAAUACUGCAAACCUAAUAUGAGCCUGAUGGCACAAAUAAAUGAACUAUUCCCAACUGAACAAUCGCUUACUCAGUUAGAUUCCAUAAUUGCAUCAGUUGAAGGAGAAAUUGGUGAAUUGGAUAAUGAGUUAGCAUAUCUUGUAGAAACAAAUGCAAAUGUGAGCGAAAGAGGAGAAGAAGCGCUGAAACAUGCUCAAGAUGCAAUGAUUGAACUUGAAAAAAGUAUAGGAAGUAUAAGAGAACGCACAAAAUCUUCUGAUGAGAUAGUUCGAGAAAUGACCCGAGACAUCAAACAACUGGACAUUGCCAAACGAAAUUUGACUGCUUCUAUCACGACACUACAUCAUCUUCACAUUUUACUGACUGGAGUAGAAUCACUGGGUGCUUGGGUCGAUAAGAAAGAUUAUAGUUCGAUUGCUCGGCAGCUUCCUGCAAUUCUGAAUGUUUUGCAAUUAUUCGAUGCCUAUAAAGAAUCAGAUCAAAUUGCAAAUCUUUCGGGACAACUCGACAAGCUGAAAGCAAGCUUGACUAUACAACUUGCCAAGGAUCUUAAAAAUGCUUUCCAGACUGGACAACUCAGUGAUCGAAUCACAGAUAUGUGUAGAGUGGCGGCUGCAUUGGAAGGAAACGUAAAGGAGAACUUUGUAAAAUGGUUCAUCGAACAGCAACUCAGUGAAUAUGUUAUCAUUUAUGCUGAUAAUGAAGAAGGCGCAUGGUUGGAUAAAGUUGAUGAUCGAUACAAAUGGUUCGUUCGUAAAUUGACGGAUUUCGAAAGAGCAGGACUUUCAAACAUUUUCCCUGCUGACUGGCAUAUGGGAAGACGGUUGACCAGCGAGUUUUGUACAGUUACAAGGGAUAUUCUUUAUCGAAUAAUGACAAGAAGGCGGCAGGAUCUCGACUGGAAAUUGUUGGGGCAUGCAAUUCAACAUACAAAAAUGUUUGAGGCACUUUUGACAAAGAGAUUUCCUGAAAAAGAUGGAAUUUCAUUCGAAAAAGCUAUUUGGAGUGUUUUUGAUACUUUCUUGGAUGUAUUUAUAAAUGCUCAAGAGAAAACUUUAAAUGAGUUCCUGGACACUUGUGCAAGCAAAAUUCGUUCUGGUGAAGAGAAACCAAGUCGAGAAUCAUCCACACACGCAGUUCCAUUUCCAUCUUCUGCAGAUAUGUUCCUUCUUCUUAAAAAAGUUAUCACUGAAUCUAGCAAGUUGAGCAGUGAACCUGAUGCAUUGAUAAGGGACGUAAUCGGUGUUGUCCGUGUCUGUCUGCGAGGAUAUGCUACGUCAUGUCUCGUUGCUUUCCUGCCAUCUCUCGGAUCUCAACAAUCCGGUGCAGCGAAUCUUUUCAGCUUAAUCAGAGAAGAAAUCGCAUAUCCAAGACUUACUCCAGAUCAACAAUUUCUCGUUUGUUGUAUUCUGGCCACAGCAGAUUGGUGUGCUGAAACAUCCAUUCAACUACAAGAAAAAUUGUCACAAAGGAUCCCUGGAGUUGAUAUUUCACAAGAGACUGAAGCUUUUUAUUCAAUUACAAAUCAAUCACUCCAGGUUUUAGUUCAGGAUGUUGAGUCCACUUGUGAUGCUGCUCUACAGUCGAUCAGUAAAGUAAACUGGACUGCAGUGGAUUGUGUAGGUGAUGAAUCCCCAUUUAUUGGAUCAAUGCGGGCUCAUCUUCGACAAGCAGUUCCUCUCAUUCGGGAUAUGCUCUCCGAUCGCCGAAAAUAUUUUGCUCAUUUUUGCCUAAAACUCGCAACUCAACUUGCUCACAAAUUUGUUGGAUCAUUAUUCCGUUGCCGAACAAUUAGUACUCAUGGAGCUGAGCAACUGUUACUUGAUACUCAUUCGCUAAAAACAUUUUUGCUCAGUGUACCAUCAAUUGAUAGUAUUAUCAACUCAAAACCACCAACGGCAUACGUUACCAGUGUGAAUGCAGCUCUGACAAAAGCUGAAAUGAUUUUGAAAGUAGUAAUGUGCAGUUUGGAGACUGUCGAUGAAUUUGUUGAACAAUAUAUUAAACUUCUACCAGCGUCGGAUGCAGCAGAAAUGCAAAAAGUUCUUGAAAUGAAAGGAGUUAAACGACAAGAGCAUUCGGCAGUUCUCAACGCUUAUCGAUUGAAAAUCGGUGCAUCUGGCUCGGAUCCAAUUCAACAAUCGAAUAGUCUAACUUCUCGGAUUGGUGGAGCACUACCAACUGUUGGAAGUGCAGCAUCUGUAUCUGAAGCAUUCAAUGCAGUUGUAUCAAUGGCAGCAGAUGGAUUGUCUGAUCAAGCAGUGACGUCAUCAAUUGAUAAGCUUAAAAGAUUCGAAAGACUAGUCAAACGACAAUUGUGAUUGUUGAUCUACUACCAAAGAACGAAAUUUAUAAUUUAUUUACAUAAUUUUAUUUGAAAGUUUCUCAGAAUACUCAUCGGAGUUUUGUAUUUAUUUAUUUAUUCAUGUGAAAUGUUUUAAUAGUUGUGAAUAAGAUUUCUAAUUCUUACUUUU
This is a messenger RNA of Caenorhabditis elegans, 2550 nucleotides long. RefSeq names its product Vacuolar protein sorting-associated protein 53 homolog (gene vps-53). The transcript is spliced from 6 exons. The record is from RefSeq and is marked reviewed. Gene Ontology annotation, cellular component: perinuclear region of cytoplasm; cytosol; GARP complex. NCBI's taxonomy places the organism in Eukaryota, Metazoa, Nematoda, Chromadorea, Rhabditida, Rhabditidae. Gene Ontology annotation, biological process: retrograde transport, endosome to Golgi. Bases 1 to 2397 code for a protein of 798 amino acids.